Rubroshorea leprosula is the source of this 892-nucleotide messenger RNA. The record is from the annotation of a GenBank genome assembly. NCBI's taxonomy places the organism in Eukaryota, Viridiplantae, Streptophyta, Magnoliopsida, Malvales, Dipterocarpaceae.
CCAAAACUAACACAGAGUCAGCUAUAAUACCAAUUCAUUUCAAGAUAUAAGACUGCCUUUCUGAUCAUUUUCUUCAUCCACAACUCAUAUUUGUUCUCAUCUCAUACCUAAAUCCCCUUCUCCUGAAACAUCAUCAUCAUCAUCGAUCAUAAACUAUGGCUACUGAACAGGUAAUGGUGGAUGAAAUUGCGUUUCCUCCACAGAUCACAACAACCUCCAAGCCAUUAUCCUUGCUUGGCCACGGAAUUACGGACAUCGAGAUACACUUUCUCCAGAUUAAGUUCACAGCAAUAGGAGUUUAUCUGGAACCUCAAGUUGUGAGUCACUUGCAACAAUGGAAGGGUAAACCAGGGAAUGAGUUGAAAGAAAAUGAUGAUUUCUUUGAGACCCUUGUCUCAGCUCCGGUGGAGAAAUUUUUAAGAGUAGUGGUGAUUAAGGAGAUCAAGGGUUCCCAAUAUGGAACACAACUAGAGGGUGCAGUAAGGGACAGAUUGGCAGCCGAUGACAAAUAUGAAGAGGAGGAAGAAGAAGCAUUGGAGAAACUUGUGGAGUUCUUCCAAUCCAAGUAUUUGAAGAAGAAUUCCAUCAUCACAUACCAUUUCCCACCAAAUUCACCAACUGCUGAGAUUGUAUUUUCCACAGAAGGAAAGGAGGAUGCAAAAUUCAAAGUGGAGAAUGGGAAUGUGGUGGAGAUGAUCCAGAAAUGGUAUUUGGGAGGAACAAGAGGGGUUUCUCCUACAACCAUUGCCUCCUUGGCUAACAACCUGUCUGCAGAGUUAUCUAAAUGAGCUUUUACUGUUUGAUUGUUAUGAUAUCAUGCCAUGUGUGUCAUGUGAGCCUGUGCUGUUGUUUUACGCUUCUCUAUUAGCAUUAAUAAAAAGAGUUUCUAUUU